AUGGGUAGGAAGAAGAAGAAGGCAUCGAAACCAUGGUGCUGGUAUUGCAAUAGGGAAUUUGACGAUGAAAAGAUUCUGAUUCAGCAUCAAAAAGCAAAGCAUUUCAAAUGUCACAUAUGUCACAAGAAAUUGUACACGGGACCCGGACUGUCAAUACACUGCAUGCAGGUUCACAAAGAAGCCAUAGAUAAAGUUCCAAAUUCAUUACCAAAUAGGUCAAAUAUAGAAAUAGAAAUAUAUGGAAUGGAAGGUAUACCACCUGAAGAUGUGAAGGAGCAUGAGAAACAGAAGACAGGUGGGGGGAAAGGUUCUGACAGUGAAGAUGAUGAGCCUGCGGCAAAGAAAAAAGCAACUCCGGCACUGUUGGGUCCUGGGCCAUCGUCUGUUACUCCGGGCAUACUGCCGACUCCGAUGGGGCCCGUUCCACCGGGGAUGUACCACCCCCACAUGCAAAUGAAUAUGAUGCCGCACUUUAUGCAGGCACCUAGAAUGAUGAUGCCUGGAAUGAGGCCACUAUUCCCGGCCGUCAGUGUUCCUGUCUCGACACCUAGUAAACCCACUUUUCCUGCAUACAGUAAUGCAACAAUAAGUGCACCUCCGACUACGUCGUCGGCGUCCGGCUCGGAUCCUAAAGAAAACGGAGAAGUAAAACCACCUGCUGCUAAUGCCUGUCCCCUUGUUACUGCGACAGGAGCAGGGUCUAAGAUAAUUCACCCACCUGAAGAUGUUUCCUUAGAAGAAAUACGGGCACGGAAUAUUAAAUAUCGCCCGAAACCCAAACCAGAUAUACAGAUGACACAGACAGCACCUACAAUGAUCACACCUAGCACGAGUCAAGCUGAGGUGGCGGCGCACAUGUCGGCGGCGGCGGCGGCGGCGCGCCAGCAGGCGCUGCGGCGGCCCAUGAUGCCGCCCGUGGUGCUGCCGCAGGUGCGCGUGGGCGUGCCCGUGUCCGUGCCGCCCGUCAUGCUGCCCGUCAUGCCGCAGUUCAGCCUCGUGCGCCCGCUGCAGCCCGGCAUGCUGCUGCCGGGCGGGAUGAUGCCGAUGGGCGUGUUCCCGGGCGUGGUGAUGCCGCGCUACCGGUAGUAGUCGGCGGCCAGGUAAGGGGCGGCGGCCCCCUGCGGCGCAGGCGACUCUGACGUCACAACGAGCGUUGUUGGACGCCGCCGCCCACUGACUUAGCGUUCCGAGUUCGAGUUCCGAGUUGCGACGUGUGUGUGACUGUGGCGUGGAGUGCGGCGCCGUGUCGUAUAUCGAUUGCCUUGAAUAUUUCCUUGUUUUUUUUUUUGUUUCUCCUUAAGCGUUUCCACGAAGUUGUGACGUUUUGCCUAUUCUUGUAGAAUUUUGACCGUUUUACUCAAUAAAUGCUCUCGAUUUGAA
This is a messenger RNA of Melitaea cinxia (Glanville fritillary), 1380 nucleotides long. It is a transcript of the gene BuGZ, whose product is annotated as BUB3-interacting and GLEBS motif-containing protein ZNF207. The coding region runs from base 1 to 1086 and encodes 361 amino acids. The transcript is spliced from 9 exons. The record is from RefSeq and is a predicted model, not a curated record. NCBI's taxonomy places the organism in Eukaryota, Metazoa, Arthropoda, Insecta, Lepidoptera, Nymphalidae. Gene Ontology annotation, molecular function: DNA binding. Gene Ontology annotation, cellular component: nucleus.